UAAUAGUCUGCCAUUAUGCCUGUCCACGGUAUUUAUAUGUUGUGUUUAAUUUCAUUUGCUUUCGCCCAUGAUGCCAUCAGAACUCCGUUAUGUAAGCAAGCCGAAGAUCUUUACCGAUCUCUUUGUUAUCAAACGAUUCCUCUCAACCACGAGGAUUUAGAAGUUACACAAGGGUUACCUGGAAAGCGUGGCCCAAAGGGAGAAAUUGGGGAAACCGGACGUAGAGGAGAACAAGGAAUUCCUGGUGUUGUAGAUUAUGGUAAAGUUGAGAACAUAACGGAGGCAAAGAUGAAACUCAUUCUAAACCAACAAAACGAAAGAAUGACUGAAAUGGCGAAUAGGAUGGAUGAACUUGCAACAUCACUUUCAAGAGCUGAACAAAAAAUAACGCAACUGGAAACAAAGCAAGGAAUCUGUCAUGUGAAAUUUGAAAACUUUUGCUUCUGGGUCGAGAGAAGAACAGAGCUGAUCAAUUAUCAAGAAGGUGAACAACUGUGCUCAGGACGUGGAGGGUAUCCCGCUAAUAUUUAUUCGAAAAUACAUUAUGAAAUGAUCACAUCAUACCUUCGUACACAAAUAUGGGCAAAUGAAGACAUGAUCUAUGUCUGGCUUGGAUUGAAGUACAAUCUUUCAACCAAAGAAACAACAUUAUCUGACGGAAGUCCCGCACCCUACUUGCAGUGGCACCCUGGAUUUCCAAAAUCUAAUGCAAAUUUUGUAUAUAUUGGCAUGCACGCUAGGGUACCCUGGAACUUGUCAGGUCGUGAUAUGUACAACCAUCCGACCAUAUGGAAGAGACAAGGCGUUUUAUGUCAAAAAUAAACAUAUAUGGACAACAUAUAAUGAAACAAUUCUGUCAUUAAGAAUGAAAUAGUUAGUUGCAAUGUUUAGUUGUACUGAACCUCUUUUUCCGAGUAAUACUAUUCCUUUCUGCAAUAGUUCAGUCAUUUCAUAUUACGGUUAUUAUUCAUCGCCCAUAUAAUUCAGAUAAUUGGAAAUACGUUUUCAUUGUACAAACUAACAUUUGACAAAUUAGUUGAAUUUAACACUCGCAAGUGCGAUAAUAUUCGUAAUUGUUUUUUCAUAACAGCGAAAGAAAUUUUCCAAUCUUCAAUGAGCAGUAGAUUCGUGCGUACCACAUUUCUGUUUAUAUCAUACAUUAUUUUUAAAUCAGUGUACCUCACUUCUUCCUAUUCAUUGGUAUGACAGUGUAAUGCCAGAAAUAUCAGCAUUUAAAAUUUGCAACAAAUGUUUUCUGCUUGAUAAUGUGUUUUCGGUGUUUGUUAUGGCAAGGAGGUAUAACAACAGUGCAUUGCUAAAGUUAGGAAUAACGAUGAACAUUCCCCCCUUCUAUUUGAAUAGUCUGCUCCAUGGACGUCUAUUUGACUUCCAUAUAACGUCCUAUACUUCCAUAAUGCGCACUUUUAUAUGAACAACUUUUUCAGUAGGCCUAUCAAAUAUGGCUAUAAUUGAAUGUUCUUGGUAAUACAUAGAGACAUUAAACUAUAUCCAGUUGAUUGGUAAGUUGAUAAAUACUUCAUGUGCUAUUGUAACAGCAUUUGAAAGUAUCAUAUUUCCUUGGAGUAUACCG
This is a messenger RNA of Styela clava, 1591 nucleotides long. RefSeq lists its product as uncharacterized. Lineage: Eukaryota; Metazoa; Chordata; Ascidiacea; Stolidobranchia; Styelidae. The record is from RefSeq and is a predicted model, not a curated record.